Molecule: messenger RNA, 855 nt
Organism: Diaporthe citri
Lineage: Eukaryota; Fungi; Ascomycota; Sordariomycetes; Diaporthales; Diaporthaceae
Exons: 1
Coding region: 1-855 (284 amino acids)
Source: RefSeq, a predicted model, not a curated record
AUGUGCCUCAACCUUCCCUUCCUCGUCUCAUCCAUAGACCGCGAGCCCAAUUUCUUGGACACAAAGCAAGGCAAUGAAGGCUCAAGCGAGCCCAACGCUGCUCGGAUGCGCUACCUCACCGAGUCAGCCAACAUAUGCAAACUAUCCUCUGAGAGCCUUGUAGACAUCCUGCAUCGAUUCAGAGCACAGCACACCCUCGUGAACUCACCAAUUAUCCUGGUAUACGGCGCCAUCGUCGCAACCAACGCAAUCCUCGUGACGCUGAGGCACCAGCAGAGGAACACGAACGAGCCCCCAAUGCAGAUAAAGGAUACUGCCCUACCGGCGCUGGACACAUAUCUGCAGGAGCUGAGCGUACCGUGGGCCCUCGCUGGCGAAGCUAGAAUCAAAUUCCAGCGGGCGCUGCGCACAUGGUACCGUCGCACCCCAGCUGGAACAGGGCAACCAGCGGCCAGCGAGCAAUGGGCCACCACCUCAAGCCAGCCGCCCACUGGGCCAACCACUGGGCCAGAUAUGCGUUUCAUGGAUCUGUACCCCGUAGAUCCCGCCCUGCAGGCUUCCCUGGAUCAGAACCAGUACCAAGAGCAGCCCCAAGGCUGGUACCAAGAAACCCAUCCCGAGCACAUGCAACCGCAACCUCAGCAGCAGAGCGACGCCGCCACCGGGACCGGAUCUUCCCCGGACGUCAACUUCGAGAGCCCCGUGCCGUUCGUCUGGGACCCGAUGAGUGUGCUGGACGGCGAGGUGGCGCUGUGGGCGACCAUCGGGGGUGGUUUCCCGACCGGGAUCGAUGCGGGCUUUGACGCGAGCGGGAUGGCGUGGACGGAGGAACAGCCGCAGCCAACGACUCUCUGA